AUGAUGGAGGAGGAAGGAGAGUCGGUGUUGGCAGUGGGGAGUGCCGGGGAGGAGGAGGGAAGGACUCGGAAGGUUAUGGUAGCUCUAGAGUGGCCUAAUUUGGUGAAUGAUGGGUGGACCUUGGUGGAAUGUGGUGAUGCUGUUGGGGAGUGGGAGGAGGGAGGUGGACGGUACUGGGAGAAGGAGUGGACUUUCAAUGUGGAUCUUGAUGUCGCUAAGACAAUUGCGAGCGCGGUUAUGUGGGUGAACAUCACUGAUAGCUGGACGUCGGAUGAUGGGGAGAAGGAGGAGGCGGAAGCUAAGACUAAAUCAGAACGCGUUCCAGUCUACCUGGCCUCAUUAUUGAUCGGCCAACCCGCGGAGGUUCGAUCCCUGCGGACUUCCAUUUACACCGUCGUCGAGGGUGCCGGGGAGUUCCUUUCCUCGGAGCUCUAUGAUGCUCUUCGACCGAUGGUGGUUUGGGUAUCGGCUAUUAAGAGGAUCCCGCCAGGGGUACAUUUGAAGGCUGCCAGGGUUGUCUUUUGGGGACAUGAAAAGAGUCCGGCAACUCAGAAUUUGGAAUAUCCAUUUCAGAUUGCGUUCUUCCCGGGUGUGUACGCAUCUCGGCAUUAUCUAGAAGCCUGUCGGGAGGGGUCUACAGCGCCGACACUACAGCUCCUCAUGGAGGAUGAUGGGGAGGAAGAGGAGGUUGUUGUGGAGAGUAGUGGGGUGGCGGUGGUGGUUCCUCCGAAGAAUGCUGCUAGAAAGAGAACUAAUGCUGGUCGGAUGGAUGAGGUUGUUGAUUGUUCGAAGAUACUCUCGAUGAGGGGUGAGUCUCUCGGCGAGAGGAGGAGUAGGAGGCUGCCGUUAGUGGAAUGGCUAGAGCAUGGUACUACUGUUCGGUAUAGUGUGAGGACGGCGGGGCCAUUGAAGACGUUGGGUGAUUUACCAGCACCUUUGGAAGGGAUCGGCCGACUAUGUGUGGUAUAUGGUUAUAAAGUAGCUAGGGCGGGGUCAAGGGCAUUGGUGGAGUUUAUGGAGGACUACAAUAAGAGGGUGAUGGGAGGUACAUUAUCGAGGUUAGUGGAGGUGAAUGAGGAGCAGAGGAAGCGUCUGCUUACGGGAUGGCUGGUUAUGGAUAAAGAGAAGAGGAUAUGGUGUUUCGAGGGGCCCUCCGCGGUGGUGGCCGGCCUGUAUGCGUUGGUCACUACACAUGGGAGUAUACAGAGGCACGGCAGAGCACUGUAUGGAGGAUUCGUGUCGGACAGCGAGCUGGUGGGAGGGUGUCUGGGGGAUGAGGAGGAUAAGGCGAACAAGAGGAAAAUAGGUAGGGGAGUUGGUGUUGUGGAGGCCGCGGUUUAUGUUGUGAUAAACCUGUAG
Messenger RNA from Perkinsus marinus ATCC 50983, 1359 nucleotides. RefSeq lists its product as hypothetical. The coding region runs from base 1 to 1359 and encodes 452 amino acids. The transcript has 13 exons. The record is from RefSeq and is a predicted model, not a curated record. NCBI's taxonomy places the organism in Eukaryota, Perkinsozoa, Perkinsida, Perkinsidae.